Messenger RNA from Ostreobium quekettii, 1065 nucleotides. The record is from the annotation of a GenBank genome assembly. NCBI's taxonomy places the organism in Eukaryota, Viridiplantae, Chlorophyta, Ulvophyceae, Bryopsidales, Ostreobiaceae.
AUGAAAAAGAGCAUACAAGACGCUGAACAGGAAGCUGCUGAGGCAGAAAAAGAGCGUGACCUCGCUUUGGCUUAUGUGGGCAAUCUUGUGCAUGACAGUGUACCUGUCAGCGAUGAUGAGGAAAACAAUGCGAUCUUGAAAGAAAUCGGCCAAAUGCGGCACGAAGAGGGCCUUAAGCCUCAUAUGGAGCUCAUCCAGAUGUGUGGGAUUGUCAAUCUGGAGGAUGCCCAAAAGAUUGCUGGCUCCAGGGCAUACUACCUCAUCAAUGAGGGCCCCCUCCUUAACCAAGCCCUGAUCAACUAUGGAAUGCAGUUUGCGAUGAAGCGUGGCUUCACGCCCAUACAGACCCCCUACUUCAUGGUGAAAGAUGUAAUGGGCGAGUGCUCUCAACUUAGCCAGUUCGACGAGGAGCUGUACAAGGUCACGGGAGAGGGCGAUGAUAAAUACCUGAUUGCCACCUCAGAGCAGACAUUGUGUGCACUCCACCGGAAGAAGUGGUUUGACAAGGAGGACCUACCGAUCAAAUAUGUGGGGUACUCUACCUGCUUCCGGAAAGAAGCUGGUUCUCGCAGUGACACACUUGGGAUCUUCAGGGUGCACCAGUUUGAGAAAGUCGAGCAGUUCAUCGUGUGCUCCCCAGAUGAUAAUGAGUCUUGGCGACUGAUGGAGGAGAUGCUCGCAAACUCUGAGGAUUUUUUUCAAUCGCUGGGACUUCCAUACCGGGUGGUCAACAUUGUGUCUGGGGAGCUGAACAAUGCGGCUGCGAAGAAGUAUGACCUGGAGGCCUGGUUCCCCGGCCUGGGCAAGUUCAGGGAAUUGGUCAGCUGCUCGAAUUGCACUGACUACCAGGCACGACGGCUGGAUGUGAGGCUCAGGAGUGGGACCACUGUGGGAGCAGAGCCGCAGAAGCUGCAUGUCCAUAUGCUGAACAGCACGCUAACAGCAACGGAGCGAACUAUCUGCUGCAUUCUGGAGAAUUACCAAACGCCGGAGGGCGUGAGAAUCCCAGAGGAGCUGCAGCCAUUUAUGGGUGGCAAAGACUUCAUCCCAUUCCGAAAGCAGUAG